Molecule: messenger RNA, 261 nt
Organism: Botrytis byssoidea
Lineage: Eukaryota; Fungi; Ascomycota; Leotiomycetes; Helotiales; Sclerotiniaceae
Exons: 2
Coding region: 1-261 (86 amino acids)
Source: RefSeq, a predicted model, not a curated record
AUGUCUCGCCGAUAUGGUACUGACCAACGAAUUAAUCGCCGUCAAAGACGCAAGGCCGCUGCCAUGGCCAAGCUUGCUGCUGCUGCUGCUGCUGCUGCUGCCGAAAAUGCUGUCAAACAAACAACACAAGCUGCCAAUCCUCAUUCCGAAGCCGUUAAACCUUCAUCCAAAGUUGUCGAUUCCGCUGCCAAGUCUCCCGAACCGAUCACGCAACCUGCGGCCAAGGAAAUCUCUGAUGAAGUUGAGGAGAAUGUGGGUUGA